This is a messenger RNA of Hyaena hyaena (striped hyena), 318 nucleotides long. Its product is annotated as cytochrome c-like. The record is from RefSeq and is a predicted model, not a curated record. The transcript has a single exon. Gene Ontology annotation, cellular component: mitochondrial intermembrane space. Gene Ontology annotation, biological process: mitochondrial electron transport, ubiquinol to cytochrome c; mitochondrial electron transport, cytochrome c to oxygen. NCBI's taxonomy places the organism in Eukaryota, Metazoa, Chordata, Mammalia, Carnivora, Hyaenidae. Gene Ontology annotation, molecular function: heme binding; electron transfer activity. The coding region runs from base 1 to 318 and encodes 105 amino acids.
AUGGGCGAUGUUGAGAAAGGCAAGGAGAUUUUUGUUCAGAAGUGUGCCCAGUGCCAUACCGCGGAAAAGGGAGGCAAACACAAGACGGGGCCAAAUCUCCAUGGUUUAUUUGGGCGAAAGACGGGUCAAGCCCUUGGAUUUUCUUACACGGAUGCCAACAAGAACAAAGGCGUCACCUGGGGAGAGGAGACACUGACGGAGUAUUUGGAGAAUCCCAAGAAGUACCUCCCAGGAACAAAAAUGAUCUUUGCUGGCGUUAAGAAGGCAGAGGAAAGAGCAGACUUGAUAGCUUAUCUCAAAAAAGCUUCUAACGAGUAA